CACGCUUACACGCUGGCACGCUAAGAACCUACACGAGAGUAGAGAGUUCGGUCUUUACGAUUCUAUUCGAUAUUUUUCGGUUGUAAAAUCAAAAAUAAAAGAUAGCUAUAAUAAUUUGUCGCGUUCGAUCGUGUUUUGAAAUCGUUGCGUCGGUUUAUUUGAAAUAAAUUUCAACCAAAAAACCUUGUGAAUUGUUGUAGCGUCUCGUAACAAUUAAAGAGAAUCGAAAAAGAAUUUUCAGAGCACCCCUUGCAGGAAAAUACGGAAAAUGCAAAAUCGGCACCGUUGACCUCGUCGCAGUUCUUUACGUUCUUAAAUUGUUGUGCAAAAAAUUAAAAUCAAAUAAAAUAAAAUGCAAAUAAAAGAGUCGUUAUUUUUUGAAAUGCCAAAAAACGUGUUAAAGCCAUUUGCAAAUUUUUAAAAUAAGUCAAAGGUGACCAAACAAUUACCUAAUGCAAAACAACAACUAAAGCGACAAAACUAAAAGCAAUUCCAAAUUUUUCAAAUGAGAAUGUUUGGGAAUAUUCGAAUUAGCGCUAUAUGGCCAGCAAAAAGAUUUUUACUCAAACACAAUCAUUUGAUUAAUUAUCAAAUUAAUCAAGAAAAUCUAUAACGCUGAGCUAGUUUUGUUUAAAAAUUUACAAGUACAACAGAAAACUACAAAAAAUUAAGGGCAUAUAAUCGAAAAAAUAUAAUCGAAAGCGGAAAAGCUAGUAUUGUGUUGAAUGUGUAAGCAAAUAAAUGUUGAAUUGUUGCUGUUUAAAGUUAUUUAAAGUGUACAAACUUUUUUUUAAAAAGCACAAGAAUUGCAACACGCUGAUGCUGCAACACUAAACGUGAACAUUGAACAACAUUAUAAUCAUCGACAACCAACAGAAGAAACCUUGUUUGAUUCCCACAGCUGUAGAUUUUUGUGUAAACUGCUCUGACAUGACAAAGAAGUCAUUGAAGUUGAUAAAAUGCACUAUCAGCGGGGAAGACGAAGAUGAGGAUCUGCAACAGCAACGACAACAACAACAACAUUUGAAAUUGAAAAGUGUUGAACACGUCUACGAUAUGAUAACCUAAUUUCCUGCCAGCAAGCGGUGAAUUUUGAACUGGAAGAGAGACUCGUAAAACAAAAAACACAAAAAAUAUACCACAUCGAAACGAAAGUAAAACGAAUUUUUUUUAAACGGGGCGUUCAUAUGUUUCAACGACAGUUAAGGGCGUGGCGGACGCCCAACAAGAGUUACAACUGAUAAACCACUGAAGGGGCAGUGCCCAAAAAAAAAAAAAAGAAAAAGAAACAAAAAACAUAAACACAAAGCUGCAACAAGGAAAGCAGCAACAUCAACAGCAACAACAACAAUUGUAUAAGCAAUAUUAAACAACUGCAGCGACUACAACUUGAAGACUCUUGUGAAACUGCAGUUGUAAUCUUUCAUGCGAAUAAACCAGCGUUUGGAUUGGAGGGCCCUGGCGCUGCUGGGCGCCCUCCUUUCGUGUAUUAUCGCCUGGCCGAGACUGGUGUUUGCCAUGCCAGCGCUAACGACGAUGUCGAACCAAUCCAUAAACAAUACAAAUACAAAUAUUAUCAAUAGCACAUACAACAAUAACACCAACAACACCAACAACAUCAACAAUAACACCUAUUUUAGUAAUCUAAUCGAUAGUAAUAGUUCCAUACAAAGUGAUCAUAGUCGUAGUAGCCCUCGAGUGCUGAAGAAGAGGGAGAGUGAAUAUAGUGUUAAUCAAAAUCAAAGUAUUAGUGCUGAAUUUAACAUGCGAACGUUAACCACACCCACAAAUCAAUUAACUGCCAUAAAUACCACAACAACAACAACAACAACACAGAAUCCUGUUACAACUCCUGCAACAAAUGCCGAUCGGAUGGAAUCGGAUGCCUUGGGCUUUACCUUCUCAGUCGCACACCGCGAUCACUUUGCGAUCCUCUCGCGAACGGAGCGCAGCAUUCGACACCAGCAAUCGCAUCACAAGCAUCAGCAACAUCAACAGCAGCAGCAGCAGCAAUCUGCUUCUGUUAAUGGUAACAGCAAUAGCAAUAACAGCAAUUUCAUUGGUUCGAAAUCGAAAAGACUGAAUAACGUUAGAAAUAGUCUAAACAUAAAUAGCAGUAACAACCAUCCCAACAUCAUCAGCAACAAUAACAAUAACAACUACUUGGAUCGUAAUGAACGCUCUACAAUCUCCCAUCUAGCUGAACCAUCCCGCAAGAUUCAAAUUUACAUCAAGAAUCGUUUUCUGCAAAUACUGCCCGAUGGAACUGUAAACGGGACAACAUCGGAUCACAGUGACUAUGCGAUUCUGCAGCGCUCAGCUGUGGAUGUGGGACGCAUAAAGAUACAAAGUGUGGCCACUUGUUUGUAUCUCUGUAUGGAUGCCUGUGGCGUGCUCUAUGCCUGGAAAGACUUCACCGACGACUGUGUCUUCAAUGAGAACAUGGAGCUGCAGAACUACAACACCUACUCCUCCACAUACAACUCAAAUGCGAGGCGGGUCUCCUACUUGGCACUGAAUCGCCAUGGCCAACCGCGUCGCAUGCAAAUUCCGGCCUCCAGAUCGUUGGGGAAGCUAACCACAUACACGAAUGCGAUCACCGAGCCGGUGCCGCAGCUGCGUGUGGACCAGCUGAUAGCCAAGAACUUUGGGGCCAAUCGCGUCAAGCAUGGCGUGCGCCAACUCUGUGAUACCGGCAAGCCACUGAUCGACCUCAUCGACGUGGCGCACUUCAAGCCGCACCCGAAGUGUCCUGCGAAUGGCAUUAGCAGCAGCAGCAGCAGCAGCAGCAGCAGCAGUAGUAGUAGUAGCAAUAGUUCUAGCAAUAGUAGUAAUAGUAGCAGUAACGUUCCUGAGCCUGCGGCCAGUGCCAGCAGCCUGAUUAGUAUUCCAAACCGUAGUCAAAGCUUCAGCGGCCAUAUUAGCAAUAGCAGUAAUAGUAACAGUAGUAAUAACAGUAACAGUAACAGUAGCAAGAGCAGUAACCAGCAGCAGCCACACAAACAGAAACCGAAGGGAAAGAAACUGCGCAAAUGCCGGAAACACGAGAACGAGGAGACACACAAUUGCCAGAAGAGACCGGGCCCAGGUGCCAAGGCGGGUGCUCUGCGGAAGCGAGGUCCCAAAGCUCAGCGCUGCAAGGACGAAAGAGAUAGAGCGGCAGCCACGGGCGCUCCACCACCAAAGUGUGGCAAGAAACCAGGUCCUGGCGGACCUAAACGUCACGGCGGCACCUCAGCAAUUGUGCCAGGCGCAACGAAGGGGGCUCAUCAAAAGCCCAGAGGUCCGAUGAACCAGGGAGGCAAGAAGAAACAAGCAGGCAAGCAACGAUCGAAUCCCAAUGGCGGUGCCAAAAAGCAGCGUAGCCCCAAGAGGCAGUUCUGGAGUAACUCAACGACAACGACAGUCAGAACAACGACAACAUCUACAAUGGCCAGCAGCUUGGCCGUGCCUGGGAAGAACUUCUGGGAGACCAGCUCUCCGAUGCCGGCACUGGCGCUGAGCGAGACAAGCGAUCGCGUAGAGCGUAAUGUGCGGAUGCCCAUGACAAACAACGACGAGGAAGAGCUGGACGAGGACGAGGAGGAGUCGGAGGAGAUGCCUGACUCACAGGAGGCUACCAGCAGCUAUGAGGAUGAAACGCAGGAGGGGCAUGGACGCAGCGGUGCCGCUGACGAAUCCCUCGACUACGAUCAUUUUAAUUUCCCCAAAUUGUUGAUAAUUCAUCUAUUGAGUAUGCUCUGGAUGCAGAGAAGCUUCACCCUCUGCGAUUAAUUUAAAAACGGACCACAAGCUAUAGUUCCUGAACUCUUAGAUAUAAGAUUUACAAUUGUACAUACUUUUAAACUUACUCGUAACACAUAAAAGUUGAUCUAUAUGCUUAGAUUGUUUAG
This is a messenger RNA of Drosophila nasuta, 3893 nucleotides long. RefSeq names its product fibroblast growth factor branchless (gene bnl). Gene Ontology annotation, molecular function: growth factor activity. The coding region runs from base 1426 to 3774 and encodes 782 amino acids. Lineage: Eukaryota; Metazoa; Arthropoda; Insecta; Diptera; Drosophilidae. The transcript has 5 exons. The record is from RefSeq and is a predicted model, not a curated record.